GGGAGAUCGUCCAAUUCGCGGCGAACCAGAACAUCGCGGCGGCGACGACGCGGCUGAACUUCACGUUCGAAGCGUUCAACAACAUGACGGCGCCGGUCGUCAUCGACACCUGGAUAACGUGGAACGAGGCCGGCGAGAUCACGCAGUACGAUGCCGUGUUCCGAUGGUUUGGACACCUCCUCCAGACGCUGCUGGGAAGCGUCGACCAGGACCCUAUGGCCGCGGCGAAGAAGGCCGCCCAGACGCUCGCGACCUCCGUCUGCAAUGCGCACACCAGCCACUGCAAUGGCACAAACUCGCAGUACGCGUCCCAAGACGAGUGCAUGAGGUUUCUGACAGAGGAGAUCAGGAUGGGCCAGUCGUUCGAGCUCGGCAGGAACACGCUGCUGUGCAGGAACAUGCACGAGAUCAUGCUCAAGUAUAGACCCGAUGUGCAUUGCCCGCAUGUUGGGAGAUCCGGAGGCGGCAUGUGCGAUGAUAAUACUUCGUACUUCAAACGGGUGCAGGAGAAGUAUUAUACGAUUUCGCCAUGGAUUCCGGAGCAGUUCUAGGGGAGAGUGGUGGGGUUGGCUGUCGAUGAUUCGUAUUCUUUGUCGUCGUGCAUAGUCGGCGGCGUUUAUUGGCUUUGUGGGUGGUACAAUUAGGAUAUUCGCGUGCGCUACUUCUACUAAUGUAUUUUGUUCAAUGUUUAUUAAUGCCAAGACUGUGUUACUCGAACCAUGUUGGGAAUGAGUUGAACAGGAUUUCCAUGAAUUGGUGUACUGUGUAGGAAUGGACAAUCUUCAAAGCGGAUCUGCGGAGGUUCUCAUAUGAACUUACACUCCAUGGCAGUAGAAGUCGCUAGGAAAAUGUCAACUCAAUCAACUUCAAAUGCAGAAAUAGGUUCAGGAAACCAAUUGCGGGAGUCCGCGCUCG
Molecule: messenger RNA, 915 nt
Organism: Aaosphaeria arxii CBS 175.79
Lineage: Eukaryota; Fungi; Ascomycota; Dothideomycetes; Pleosporales
Exons: 1
Coding region: 84-551 (155 amino acids)
Source: RefSeq, a predicted model, not a curated record